GCGUUCCCAUGAAAUUUGAAAUUUCCCUCUAUUUCGUACGACUGUUGUGUUUUCAACUGUUUGGUUCGUUGCAGAGAGAGCGAGAGAGAGUGAGGCGCGUAGGAGCUUCAGUGCCCUCGACCCAGACAAUCACUCGCGCUGCGUUUGGUUACGCUCGUAUUUGUUGAGUACUGCUUCCCGUCCUGCAGGCGUGUCUGUCAGUCCGUUUUGCUGUGUUUGGUGGUGGAUUGCCGGCGCUUUCACUGGGAGAAAUACGGAGAGCGUGUCUAAGUUAUUUGUCUUGUUCUGUUUGCUUUGCUGAAUCGAGUGUGUCUCUUGCAGUAUGGAUGUUUGUGAGUCAGUUGAGAAAGUGUUUUUGGGGUUUGGUAGAGGCGUCUUGUGAGAUUGAGUAUUAAGAAGAGUCGUGGAGACAUACGUUGGUAUCGGUGUGAGGGUUUCUUUAUUUCUCGGAAAAUGGCGUAGAGAAGAGGUAGUCAAUUUCGUGCACUUCGGGCAGAGUGGCGUGAUGGACGUUCGGGAAGCUCCCCCUACCCCGACAUUGGAUUUUAGAGAAUUGGACGAGACGACAACAUUUGAGCUGUACGAUGGGAGCAGCGCGGUUCAGAACAGGAAGAGGCGAAGAUCGUCCCUGCGUCGUGUGAGCUUUGCAGAACAGCCUUCUAUUCAUGUCUUUGCACGUGAUGACGAUUAUGAGACUCCUCCUGAAGGCACUACCUCCCACCUGUCAGCGCAGUCCACACCCACGAGCGUUUCGCGUAGUCCUCAGCGACGCUCCAGAAGACUUGCUGCAAGGGGAGGUGAACAGAACGAGAACGAGAUUGACAAAGAGAAUGUGCCAAUCAGUGUGGGAAGCAACGCCCGGCAGGGCAGGCGAGGUAGACGUCCUCUUGCUCUACGGGAUACGCAGAAGGAGAAGGAGGAGGAUUUUCUGAAGCCCAGUAAUUGGCUAGAUGAUCACGAAAAUUCGGCAUUCGGAAGCUGUGAUGAUAACACGGGACCCGUCGACCUUCGUCACAUUUCAUUCGAAAAUAGCACAGUGGCAUUGGAGGAGGAUGACAAUAUGACCAUGGAUAGCCAAACCUUCCACACUAGAAUGUCACAAGUAUUUGCUAAACAACCAUUGAACCGGCUUUCUGAGGAGAAGCUGGUGGAGGUGACCACUCCUGGUCAGUUGACAGACAUGGAGUUGACUACGGCGUUGACUCAAAGGCAAGCUCUGGAUAGAGAAAGACGAGUCUUGGAGCCACCCACAUGGCAUAGAGGUAGCGGUGACAGUGACAUGAGUCAAGGAUCUUUAAACGAAAUCUCUAUCUUUAGAGUUUUGUCCAAAAAGAGAUCCACUGCAAAGGAGUCGGACAGCCACGAUUACGAGGAAAAUACAACGGAUGUCGCAAACAAUUGGAUUGAGGAUGACGCCCAGUCAAGAGGGAGCAUGUCAAGCAUGCAAAUGAAAAAGAUAGGUUUAAUGCGUGAUAUGGACGAUGUGGUCUCAAUGGAAACCAGUUCGCCGCAGUCAAAUCGUGAGAGAAGUGAGAAUCUCAGAGACGAGCACGUAAUGGCUUACGAAGGAGAACAUGCUCCAGAUACAAGGAGUUCGCGGGAUUCGGACGGGUCGGAGGGAUCACACCUGCAGGGAAGCAGGACGAGGGAGCGAGUAGAUUUGAAUGGGAGAAGGCCAAGUACGCUUUUGCAGAACAGGUCUUCAAGGUUCGACAAUGAUGAUACCGUUUCAAUGGAGACUACUUCUCAGUCUCAUGCAGAUCAAAAUGAUGUAACUAUGGAGAUUGAUUCAGGGACUGAUGAGAGGUUCUCAAUUCCAAGUAAGCACUCAUCUGAUACUUUGGAAGGAUCUGUGAAGACGGCAUCAGAGCACACAGCGCUGGAUCCAUCAGCUCAUCAAUCUUCAGAACACAAUAUCACCCUUGAAUCCGAUCGCAUAGCUUUGAAACCCCCUGUACAUUCUGGUGCUAGUGAUGACUCCUCUGUGCUUUUGAAGCACUAUGAGCAACGGCUCAAAGGAUUGAGCGCAUCCACUUCUGAAAAGGAAAUUUCAGUUCAUGUCGACUCUAAAAUGGACUCUCAGAGUCAAUCGCUGAAAUCGCAAGGGUAUGCUCCAUCAAUGCCCGAGGAACGUCUGGCAAGACUGCAAGUCGACCGUCACGCUCAGGCACUUGAGCGGCAGGAGUUAUUCUCGUCGCAUAGAGCAGCGAACAAGGAAUCAGGGAAGUCAGUGAACUUACAAGCUCGUGAUGGUUUUGUCAACCAUGGCAUCGAACAAGGACCCUUGCUAUCCCUACCUGAUGAGAAUACAGAGUCUAUGGACAUCACUAAAACUUGGAAUGGACGUGUGCCUCAGCACAAUUCUGUUCCAACAAGGUCGUCUGAUUCUGCAAAAUCUUAUUUCUCAUUGGAUAAAGACCAACGCAUGGACAUGUCUGACGUAGAUAUUACGGAUAAAUAUGCCGAGGGUAUUACUGAGGCGAUACCCAAGUGGAAGGAUGUUUUGGGUGCCUACAACUGUGACUGGCCUAGCGUCGAGCCCCUGAAUCGCAUUUUACAGAAAAAACAUGACGUUAAUGCCGAGGAUUCUCCUGUAUGUGUUCGUAAGGCGGGAGUGGAUUUUGAUAAGGCACUACCAGCCAAGAGAGACGCUGGUCUAAGUAAAGCAACGGAAGACAGGGAAACAGUCCUCAGCCGAGAUCUGGAUGAAAGCACUGUUGAAUUCCACUUGAACAUGGGGAAGAAAAGGAACAUCUUUCAGAACCCUGAAGACACGUUCAGCUUCAAGGGGCAUCAAAAAAGUAUAAAAGAAACUUCAGUGUCACCUCCAUUGAUGCUGAAUGAAAUACCCAAACCAAUGUUUUCCAAUGUCCGAGAAAAAGUGGCUCUUAUAGAGGCCAAUCAGAGGAGCCAAAUUGCACCUAAUGGUUCGGAACGAGACUUUCAAGACGAAGACACAACUGGGGAUUUUACGGGCCAACACAACUGGAGAGCUGAAGUAUCAAGUGACAUGAGUACCACUCCUCUGUCACCCAGGAGACCGGAUUAUUUUCAACGUCUGAUUACUAAGCCGCAGGUAGCACCAAUUGCUUCGGAAACGGGUCUUGCUGAUUCUCCCUCAUUCGUAGACGGCAUUACAGCUGCCAUUCCAAAUGUCCAGGAUCUUCUAGCUGCUGAUGCUGGAACGCCCGAAUCAGAGUUGGGUUGGAAUCCCAGAAAAAUUGUUUGGAGUGCCCAGCAAUCCAAUCGUCAAACUAUGGAAGACCGAGACGAUUUGCGGCAGCCAAGAACAGUUCAGAUGGAAGAUGACACCAUGGACUCCUUGCCUGACCAACUUCGUACACCAAAAGGUCUACAAGAGAGGGACCACAAAUUUGAAUGCAUGACAGAAGAGGCAGUGAAGACUUUAAAUCAAGUGUCUCAUUCCAAGGAGGUGAGAAACAGUGUAGCAAGCAAAAUGUUAAUGAGGCUGAUGUCCAUACAGGACAAGGGCCGCGCAGAAGCAGAAUCUUCUUCUGAUGGGGAGUCCCAACAGAUACUUCGAAGAACUUUGCAGUUUCAUCCUGAAAGUGACAGUCAAUUGCCAUCGCAGUCCCUGAGAGAGGAGGAUACAGGACAUCAGAUGAGUGCUGGUGAUCCUGACGAUCUAAUGAAAGUGGAGAGCAUCAAGGACAUGGAUGAGGAAACAGAUUCAAUUGAAACAAAAACUCAUUCCAGUCGACAAGAAUCCAGAACGAAAAGUUUGCUUCAGGAGUUGCAGUUAUCUGAAGAGAAGCUUGGUGCCUUGAAGAGACGGUCCGAGGAACUACGAAUGAGGGCUCAGGAUUGUCACCAAGCUAUAGCGAAGAAAUGUAGGGAUGAUUCUUGUUUCGAGAUGAAGGAACUGGCAGCCUUCUGUUCCCAGGCACAUGUUAGCAAGCUAAAAAAGCGAUGCCAACUUCUAAAUUGUGUUCAGUGGUGGAACGUCAAGUCCGCGAAAACUGGGGAUGGCCAAGUUCUUCAUGAAUUCAAAUACUGGUCGUUGCUCACUCAUAGCAUCUUCGAGCGGAGUGCGAUAAAUCUCGAGUCUUUUGUGUCUAGGAGCUUGAUUGAUCUCAACGACGAGAAAAUUGAUCAGGUAUAUAGUCACAUGAAUGCCUCGCUUGCUUGGAGAUGGUUUCUGUCAGGACUUGACGAAAUAAUUCAAUCACAAAGCUUAUUUUAUCAUGUUCAGUGUAUAAACUCUAAGGUGAUGAUUCUGCUGGAUCUUAUGGAGGAAGUCAAGAGCUGUCGAAAAUAUCUAGUGAUACCUUAUUUCCGACUUCAGACUGAUACGAACCUUCAGCUCGGUCUAAAAUUCUCCAACAGCGAACUCUUGUUCGAUUUUGUUGUGUUGCUUAAUAUCAGGCAAGUCGUCCAGAUGAGGUACAGCAGGAGAUAUGAACUGGAUCGCGCGGUGGAGAUGAGUCAGAAGCUGGACUGUGAUGUAGAAAUGGAAUCUGAAGGUCGAUUCUUUGGGAAGAAAGUAUCCGCAGUAGAAAUCAAGAGCUGUGUGUCUUCUGUGGUCUCCGGACACCAGCUUUUGUCACGCGUUUGUGCCUGUGUAAAUACACUCAUCGAGAAGAUCAAGGGUGAAUCUAACUAUCGUUGAUGACCCUCCAGGGAGAAAUAGGUAUGUUUUUAAUUGAAAUCUCGACAUCACAUGUAGUGCAAUCACGCAUCAGAGAGAUUCCGGGAAGUGUAGAAUUAGCUCAUUACUUAGUCUUAUGAGGUGCUAUUCAUUUAUGAUCUUAGAACUAUUAAACUCUCUCUAGGUGUGGAUUCAACUGUUAGUUGAAACGGUUGUGUCUUACUGGGUAGCCUGUCCAUCCGGAGCUCAUUCUGUACAAUUUGCUAUAUCAGAUUAGUUGUAGCAUGUAACUCACUUUCACUUAUCUACGGUUAACACUUGGCGAGCUUCAUGAUUUUGCA
Physcomitrium patens is the source of this 4950-nucleotide messenger RNA. NCBI's taxonomy places the organism in Eukaryota, Viridiplantae, Streptophyta, Bryopsida, Funariales, Funariaceae. The record is from RefSeq and is a predicted model, not a curated record.